This is a messenger RNA of Linum tenue, 2465 nucleotides long. Lineage: Eukaryota; Viridiplantae; Streptophyta; Magnoliopsida; Malpighiales; Linaceae. The record is from the annotation of a GenBank genome assembly.
CCCACCUCCAUUAAAUUAAAAAAUAAUACAAUAGCUUUUCAUUGAAAAAUGAAAAUAGAAUAACCAUCUCUAUCUUCUUCCUCCGGUACCGUCAAUCUCCCCCAUUAUCGAUUUAUCCGCUCCCAAUUCUCCUUCCUCCGAGGUCGCCGGUCAUCACUCAUCGGUCCCAAAUUACCCGCCAGCGCCUCGAUUUCUUCUUCAACUUCCGCCCCGUAACUCUUUAGCUUCCUUCAUCGCUUCAUCUCCGCUUAACAGCUUUAGGCGCCCCCCUCUGUUCCUCCGUCAUGGCGGCGUAGACGAAAGAGAGUAGCGCUUGGCAGGAGAUCAUCGAAAUCAGAUCUCAGCUACUCUCCUCGUAGUCUUUUCUUUACCGUCCCCGAUUCCUUCAGAAAACCUAGGGAGAGAGAGACAAUCAGAGUCUGGACUGCAUGUCAAGGAUGGUACAUAUAUUCUCUCCAGUAGAUUGAUCCACCUGCUGAUCCCCAAGAAUGCAGCCCAGAUCUUCUAACCCUUCAAAGGAUUGAAUAACAUCAGCAACCGUUGUCGGAAGGGAUAUUUGUCUUCUCCCCUGCCUGCCAGUAUAUCAGCAUUGCCUGCCGAUAACAAUCACGGUGGAACCCGCGCUCUGGCGAUACAAAAUUGAUUCGCGAAUUUGGAACGCUUCACUGAAAAUUUGCGUUUUUGCGAAUUAGCGUCGGGGCAACUUGCGCGAAUUGGGUAACAUAAGGCUCCCGCAAUAUGGCCAUUGAAAGGAAUCCAGAGGAAGCUUUUUUUUUUAGGGGAAGGAAUCCAGAGGAAGUUGUAAAGCGAGCAAGGGAGGAAACUGGGGAAGCAGAGAGCGGCGACGCCGGAAGAAGCGAUGAUGUCUGGAAGAAGGAGAAGCGGAAAAAGGACGCCGGAACGGAGGGGGUGGUCCGUUUGGGUACGAUGGAAUUCACGACUUCCCGUGAGAUGUUUCAAACUGUCAAAGGGUGGAUGACCGAUAGUUAUCUAAAUUUCCCCGUCGUCUAUAGGAUCGUGCCGAGCUUGCUGGACUUGGUGAAGAAGGGUCAUCCCGAGCCACAUAAAAUGAUUGGUUGUGGGGUCGAUUCAUUUCGAGUCCGAAACGACACGAUGUGCAGCCACUUCCGCACCUUCUUUAUCGUUAGGAAAGAUGAUUCGACCGCAGAUUUCUGCUUCAGGACCUGUGUAAACAACAUCCUUCCAUUACCCGAGGAUUUGAAAGAUCAAGGUGGUGGUGUUGUUGCUGUUUGUGCAUGUCAUAUAGCAGGAGGCAUGGGUCGUUUGCGUGCUGAUAGAGUGGCAGAGGAACUUGAAAGGCUUACACGAGAACAAAAUGCUAGGCUAGAUGAGGAGGAGAGGAUGGGAAGGCUCAACACCGUCAUCUUGGGUUCGAAGAAAUUCUAUUACUCCACGAAUAUGUAUAGAUACUUUUACUCGUUGCUUAUGAGGUCCCCACUUAAUCAGACUCUCGUCGAGAAGCAUGCCCACCUGAUGUUACUGGAGUUAUUGAAGAAGGGUGAUCCAGAGUCGGAAAAAAAGAUUGGUUCUUCUGGCGUCGAAUCAUUUCAAGUUCGAAUCCAUCCAGCAUACGAUAGUGAUCUGCGAAGCUUCUACUUUGUUAGGGGAGAUGGUUCUAUGGAGGAUUUCUGCUUCAUCAAAUGUGUUGAUCAUAUCUUUCCCUUGACAGAGAAAUUUCAAGAACAAUGCGUUGGUCCUUGUAGCUGUCAUCAUGAAGAAGAUGGGGAAGGUGGUGUCACCUUGGGUUGGCUGAAAUUUCAGAGUUCAACACAAAUGUUUUCAUAUUUCGGAAGUUUGAAUCAUCUUUGUCCAUAUGAAUCUCCUAUCACCGACCCGGUUAUUCAAACGGUAGUGUUGGCUUUGCUGAAGAAGGGCGAUCCAGAGUGGGAGAAGAAGGUUGGUUCGGGAGGGGGUCUCCAAUCAGUACAAAUUCGGAUGCCCACAGUGGGGAGCUAUCCGGCCUACUUUGUUGUUAGGAACGAUGGUUCUGUGGUGCCUUUCUGCUUCUGGACAUGCAUCGACAACCUCAUUCCUUUGCCAAAUGACUAUAAAAAGCGAUGUGCUGCUGGUGCUGGUCUUAAAAGUUUCAGAGGAGCUAUACGUGGCGCUAGUGGAUGAAGUCAUGGCCGCCGCACUUUGAUUUGAAGGGUUGGGUUUCUCUAUUUGUUACAUGGUGUCGUAGUUUGGUUUAUUGUAUGUAUGUUUUGCAAGCUUUACCUUUGACAUUAGAAAGUGUUUGGGAUGUUGAGUUUUAGAUGCCAUUCAUAAGUUGUUAAAUCCCCAUUAUAUUUAGAUUGGUUUAUGUACCGUUAUUUACUGCUUAAAUUAAGGUUAAGGUUGUGUGAUGGUUUCUUUUGUAGAGCUCACUUUUUUAGGUUAGGUGUGGAUUUUGAUGUGUGCACCCUGUAGAUACUCUACCGAAUUCAUGUCACAACUACUUUCUA